Messenger RNA from Mesocestoides corti, 255 nucleotides. NCBI's taxonomy places the organism in Eukaryota, Metazoa, Platyhelminthes, Cestoda, Cyclophyllidea, Mesocestoididae. The record is from the annotation of a GenBank genome assembly.
AUGAGUUCAGUGUACGGUCCAGCGUACAUGACACCGAACGCCUCCUCAAACACCGGCAAGGGAGCGACGACCUCGGACGACGAGGUGAACGUGGCAGACGGUACCAUGUCAGAUCACCGUUUCUUCCUGGGUGGUGAUCACGGUGUGUCCUUGUUGCAGCCCGCUGUCCACACAGGGCUUGGUCCACGCUUACCGAAUAGCAGCCGCGAUCGUCUUGUCCAGAUGCAGCCUCCUGAAAUGCCUCAGUUCCUCUAG